This is a messenger RNA of Prunus avium (sweet cherry), 2493 nucleotides long. The record is from RefSeq and is a predicted model, not a curated record. Lineage: Eukaryota; Viridiplantae; Streptophyta; Magnoliopsida; Rosales; Rosaceae.
UCUAAAAAUUUGUACGCACAUCUUCAUUUCAAGGGCAGAGAUUUGCAUGUUAUUCCAUGGCUCUUGGUAAAUCAGCUGAUCAGAGUCAAAACGCCUCUCAUCCUCCACACAGCUAUGACGUGUUCUUGAGUUUCAGAGGCGAAGACACUCGCAAGACUUUUACUGAUCAUCUCUACACAGCCUUUGUAAAUGCAGGCUUUCGCACAUUUAGAGAUGACGAUGAACUCGAAAGAGGAGAAGAUAUCAAGCCAGAACUGCAGAAGGCCAUCCAGCAAUCGCGAAGUUCUGUCAUUGUGUUUUCAAAAAACUACGCGUCUUCCCGAUGGUGCCUUGACGAACUUGUCAUGAUCCUCGAACGCAAAAGGACGUCAGAUCAUGUAGUUUUACCAGUCUUCUACGACGUAGACCCAUCUCAAGUGAGGAAGCCGAAGGCAAGUCUUGCAACAGCUUUUGUAAAAAAUGUGUCCUUGAAGGUCAAGGUGGAGAAACGGAGGGCUGCACUUACUGAAGUUGCAGAUCUAGCAGGGAUGGUCUUGCAAAAUCAAGCUGAUGGGCACGAGUCAAAAUUCAUCAAGAAAAUUGUUAAAGUGAUUGAAGGCAAAUUAAGUCGCACUGCAUUCAAUGUUGCCCCACACCUGAUUGGAAUCCAUUCUCGAGUUCAAGAUAUUAAUUUAUGGUUACAUGAUGGAUCAACUAGAGUUAGAGUACUUCUCAUUUAUGGGAUGCGUGGAAUAGGGAAGACAACCCUUGCAAAAUUCGUUUACAAUAUAAAUUUCAAAAGGUAUGAGGGAGGCAGUUUCCUGGAAAAUAUAAAAGAACAUUCAAAGCAAACAAAUGGUUUGGUACAAAUACAGAAGAAACUUCUUUCUGAUGUUUUGAACGGCAAAAGAGUGAAAGUAGGGAAUAUUAGCGAGGGAAUAAUUAAGAUUGAAGAUGCUCUUAGCUCUAAGAGAGUUCUUCUCGUUUUCGAUGAUGUGGAUCAUGUCGAACAAUUAGAUGCAGUACUUAGGAUGCAAGGUCAGUUUUGUCCAGGAAGCAAAAUCAUCAUCACAACUAGCCACGCAGCUUUGUUAAAUGCUAGCCACCAAGCCAUUAAGGUGCAUAACCUUGAAACUUUUAGUAGCAAUGAGUCACUGGAGCUCUUCAGUUGGCAUGCAUUCGGGCAAGACCAUCCCGAAAAAGAUUACAUGGAACUUUCAGAAAAGAUGGUAAACCUUAGCGGAGGACUUCCAUUAGCUUUGAAGAUUUUGGGUACUUCUUUAUCAGGGAAGAGUACAGUUGUAUGGGAAAGUGCAUUAAACAAAUUGGAAGCCAUUCCAAAUGGUGAAAUAUUGAAUAAACUCAGAAUAAGCUACGACUCUUUACAAGACGAACAUGAUCGAAGUUUAUUUCUCCACAUUGCAUGUUUCUUCAUCGGAAUGGAGAAAGACGUGAUUGUUCGAAUACUAGAUAGUUGUGGCUUCUACACAAUUGUUGGCAUUCAAAAUCUCAUUGAUAGAUGUCUGGUAACAGUUGAUGAAUAUAACAAGGUGCGUAUGCAUUACAUGAUCCGGGACAUGGGACGAGGUAUUGUUCACCUAGAAUCAAAGGAGCCUGGGGAACGUAGUAGAUUGUGGAAUCACAAAGAUUCUUUCAAAGUACUGAAAGAAAAGAAUGGUACACAAACAAUUGAAGGCCUUGUCCUGAACAUGGGAAUGCAUCCUGCAUAUUGUACUCCACGAAAUUCGAAUGAGGUAACGUUGGAAACCGAUGCAUUUGCAAGCAUGCACAGACUAAGACUAAUCCAACUUAGUCAUGUACGUCUCAUUGGACGCUACAAAGAAUUUCCAACAAAACUAAGAUGGUUGUGUUGGAAUGAGUUUCCAUUUGAUUAUCUACCCAAUGAUCUUACAUUGGAAAGCCUGGUUGUUCUUGAAAUGUGCUAUAGCAACUUGAGACAAGUCUGGAAGGGAAAAAAGGUAUGGGAUCUAGACAAUAUAUUUCCCUUUUCUUUAACUUUUUUUGAGCUUAUAUUUUGUACAUUUAAAGAAUUUGAUCGACUCCUUCCCUUUUUACUUUGUUUGUUGGCAGUAUCUUCCAUCAUUGAAGAUCCUAAACCUCAGUAAUUCCCAUCGCCUUACCGGAACCCCUGAUUUUUCCCAUGUCCCCAAUCUAGAAAGCCUUACUCUUAAAGACUGUACAAACUUGGUUGAUGUUGAAUCCAUUGGAGACCUAAAGAAACUUGUUUAUUUAAAUAUGGAAGAUUGCAAAAAUAUCAGAAAGCUCCCAAAGAACAUUUUUACGCUAAAAGUCCUUGAAACACUUAUCAUAUCUGGUUGCUCAAGUCUUAAUGAGUUUCCACUAGAGAUGGGGAAAAUGGAAUCUCUGAAAGUGCUUCAAGGAGAUGGAGUUCCAAUAUAUUGCUUACUCACUACGAUUGUGGAGGUCAAAUUACAACCAAGAAAAAAUCCAGAGACAUAUUGGACUAGUUAUUUACCAUGCAAUUUAGUGGAA